GUGUGUGUGUAAUCCUCGAUUGUCAAAACUGCAGUGUAGCAGAGAGUGAAAAAAUAGCUUAAAGUUUUCUGUAACACGAAAAUUUCUCGAAACAACAAUACCUACAGUUUGCACUUCUUCACAUCCCCGUAUAAAGGACCCUUAACACUAAAAUGUACAAUCGAGAUCGUAACGGCGGUGGUGAUGGUGGUAUGUAUCGCAAUAAUCGUGGAAGCAGUAAUAGAGGUUCGAUGUCUCGUAAUGGUGACAGAGGUGGUGGAAGCUUCCGAGGCAAUGAUCGACGCGGUGGUCCAGGCGGCGACCGAAACAUGGGAGCUGGAAUGGGAAAUAAUAAACAGCAACCGGGCGAUCGCUUGCGGCGAGUUCGUUGGGACAACGAGUUGUUAACACCGUUUCGGAAAAAUUUCUACGAACCGUGUGCCUCAGUUCUGAAUCGUCCACAAUCGGAGGUUGAAAAAUAUUUGAACAAAAACGAGAUUACUGUACGGGGCAAGGAUGUACCACCGCCUAUGCUGAAUUUCAUUGAAGGCGGCUUUCCGGACUAUGCAAUGAAGGAAAUCGCUAAACAAGGUUUUGAAAGACCAACAUCAAUUCAAGCGCAAGGAUGGCCGAUAGCAUUGAGCGGACGAAACAUGGUAGGAAUUGCGCAGACUGGCAGUGGAAAGACGUUGGCCUACAUUAUGCCAGCUGUGUUGCACAUAAAUCAUCAACCGAGAUUACAACGCGGAGAUGGACCGAUUGUGUUAAUUUUGGCUCCGACGCGUGAAUUGGCACAGCAAAUUCAACAAGUCGCAACUGAUUUCGGCUCAUGUACAAGUGUUAGUAAUACUUGCAUAUUUGGAGGGGCUCCGAAGAGUCCACAAGCCAGAGACUUGGAACGAGGAGUCGAAAUAGUCAUUGCCACCCCUGGUCGCCUGUUGGAUUUUCUUGAACGAGGCACUACCAAUUUGAAGCGUUGUACCUACCUUGUUUUGGACGAAGCAGAUCGUAUGCUUGACAUGGGAUUCGAGCCGCAGAUCCGAAAAAUCAUCGAACAAAUUCGACCCGACAGGCAAGUUCUUAUGUGGUCGGCAACCUGGCCGAAAGAAGUGAAAGCAUUAGCCGAAGAGUUCCUGGAGGACUACAUUCAGAUCAACAUUGGCUCGUUGAACUUGUCCGCCAAUCACAAUAUUUUGCAAAUUGUGGAUGUGUGCGAGGAGUACGAGAAGGAGACAAAACUCAUGAAACUGUUAACCGAGAUCUCAUCGGAAAACGAGACGAAAACCAUCAUUUUUGUGGAAACGAAGCGACGUGUCGACGAUAUAACGCGUGCGGUUUGUCGCAACGGUUGGAAGGCGUGCGCCAUUCAUGGCGAUAAAACUCAACAGGAACGUGACUACGUAUUGAAUUCAUUCCGGAACGGUCGACAAGCCAUUCUCGUUGCCACCGACGUUGCAGCCCGUGGACUCGAUGUCGAGGAUGUUAAGUUCGUGAUAAAUUAUGAUUAUCCCAACAAUUCGGAGGACUAUGUGCAUCGCAUCGGACGUACAGGAAGAUCAAAUAAUACAGGAACUGCCUACACAUUGUUCACCGCUCAAAAUGCUGCUAAGGCUAAUGAUCUCAUCAAUGUGUUGAAGGAAGCUAAUCAGGUCAUUAACCCUAGACUGUUUGAUAUGGCAAAAUCGGGAGGUUUCGGCCGUUCACGAUUCAAUCGCGAUCGAUUCAAUCGAGGUGGCGGUGGCGGUGACAACCGACGAGACUUCGGUGGACGUGGAGGAGGUGGUAAUCGUGGAGGAAACAAUAACGGCGGAAGUCGGGACAAUUUCAAUAACAAAGGUAAUUACGGUCGGCCGAACGCGUAUGAUUCAACGAAGGAUGGUCCAAUGAAAGACAAUUACGGCAACAAGGGAAACGACUACAAUAACCGGGAUAAUUUCGGUCGGGAUCGCGAGCGUUCUGAUAUACAUUCUAGUGGCCGGUCUCGAUUUUCCGAUAUACCCAAAACCGAUAAUCCAGCGUCUCGGUUCUCAAAUCAUAAUGACAGUAAUUCCGUAACGGGUGGCCCACGGUCGGCUGGAUCUCGUUUUCAGAGUGGAGGCGGUUCACGAUUCUCAAAUAAUGACAGUCGACCACCGCCAAUGUCUGCGGACUCGUAUUCGAAUCGUAACAAAGACGAUCAUUCAAACAGUUUCUAUGACAACUCGUCGGCCAAAUACAAUCGACCGCCUCCAGCUAUUAGCUCUGCGAUAACACAGUCCAAUUCAGGAUAUCAAAAUCAAUCCAAUCAGUAUAAUUACAACCAUCAAGGUGACACAUCCCGUCCACCUCCACCAUCAUCUUCAUCAAACGGUGGAAAUUAUCAGUACGGUGGUGCACCGUUGCCAUCCAUGUAUGCAUUUCCACCACCUCCACUACCGACAAAGUAAUUUCUAUUCUCGUAUUCCUCAUCACCUGGCUAUUCUGUGACUGUGUCAUGUUAACACACUUUAAAAUCACGUAUAGCAUUUACCAAUUAGACGUUUUUUUCAUUCAAAUGUUCUUUCCAUAUCUUUGAAGUAAUGUUUGCAUUAAGUUUUGCACGUCUCGCUCACUGAAUUAGCUUUGCUUUUUUUCUGUAGAAUAGUGACCCAUGACUUAGUUAAAGAGUUUUCGGUGUUCUUGGAAUUGUCCUAAACAACACAAUCGCUCGAAUUUUGUCUACAAUCAUUCUUUUAUCAUAAUCGAUGGAAAAAUUUAGUUUAAAAAUUAGUGAAUAAUUGACUAUAACGGCUACAGUGGCUACUUCAUUUAA
Messenger RNA from Bradysia coprophila, 2770 nucleotides. RefSeq lists its product as uncharacterized. The record is from RefSeq and is a predicted model, not a curated record. Gene Ontology annotation, molecular function: nucleic acid binding; RNA helicase activity; ATP binding. NCBI's taxonomy places the organism in Eukaryota, Metazoa, Arthropoda, Insecta, Diptera, Sciaridae.